AUGCCAAACGAAUUCUUGAAUGAAUAUGAGCCUCUGCUCAUCAAAGAAAUCAGAGACACUCCGCGGUUAAAGUUUCCCAACAAAUCGCUUCUGCUGGCUGCCUGCGCUGCUUGUAUUGGAGGAACCUUUCAGUAUGGAUAUAAUGUCUCUGUCAUCAAUGCACCCACAGAGUAUGUGCAAACAUUCAUCAACCAGACGUGGAGGGAGCGUUAUCAAGCUGACAUAUCGGAGCACGUUCUCACCCUCUGCUGGUCCACUAUAGUGUCUAUUUUCACUAUCGGAGGACUGAUAGGAGCAUCCAUAGGCGGCACCCUGUCUGUGAAGCUGGGAAGGAAAGGGACCCUGUUGACCAACAAUAUAUUUGCAUUACUGGCCGCAUUGCUCAUGGGUAUAAGCUACUCUGUGGGAGUUUUUGAGUUACUGAUCAUUGGACGCCUGGUGUGUGGAAUAAAUGCAGGCAUUGGCAUUUGUGUUCAGCCUCUUUAUUUGGGGGAAAUCGCUCCAACAGCGUUACGUGGAGCCAUGGGGAUGUUCACCUCCAUCUUCAUCACUGGCGGGAUCCUGACCGGACAGGUGAUCGGCCUCAGGCAACUCCUGGGAGGAGAGGAGUACUGGCCCAUCCUGCUCUCCACCACAUGCAUCCCAGCCAUCCUGCAGCUGGCGAUCCUGCCCUGGUUCCCAGAGAGCCCCCGCUACCUGCUCAUAGACAAGGGAGAUAAUGAGAGGUGUAAAAAAGCUCUGAAGCAGCUGCACGGCGUGGCUGACUGCGAUGGUGAAUGGGAUGAUAUUGAGAAGGAGAAGAAUAAUUUGCUGGGUUUCGAGGCAAUGAAACCCUGGGAUCUCUUUGCUGAUCGAAGUGUUCGCUGGCAGCUUCUCAGCAUCAUUCUGCUCGGCGCCGCGCAGCAGCUCAAUGGCAUCAACGCUAUUUACUUCUAUGCAGAUUAUGUGUUCAAACGAUCCGGUAUUCCCAGUGAAAAGAUACCAUAUGUCACAGUUGGCACCGGAGCCUGUGAAUGCCUCACUGCUUUAACAUGUGGUAUGCUCAUCGAAUGUCUGGGAAGAAAAAUCCUCAUCACCGGAGGAUACACUCUGAUGAGUAUCUGCUGCAUUUUAUUCACACUGACGCUCACUUUCCAGGACGCCAGCCCCGUUGUUCCAUACUUGAGCAUGGCCUGCGUUUUUGCUUUUAUCCUCAGUUUUGGCUUGGGACCAGGUGGCGUGACGAACAUCCUGACAACUGAGCUGUUUACGCAGAACGCUCGUCCCGCAGCGUACAUGAUCGCGGGGUCGGUCAACUGGUUGAGCUUCUUCUUCGUGGGCCUCGUCUUCCCUUUUAUGGUGAUUGGGCUGCAGCAGUACUGCUUCAUGUUCUUCCUGGUCAUCUGUUUCAUGGUGGCAACAUACAUUUUCUGUGUGAUCCCUGAAACCAAGAACAAAACCUUCCUCGAAAUCCAGACCGAGUUCAAGUCAUCCAGCAACGGGAAGGCCGUCAGUGUGGAUGGAGCAGGAGCGAACCUGCUCUCAACUUCAAUAUGA
Messenger RNA from Salarias fasciatus (jewelled blenny), 1536 nucleotides. RefSeq names its product solute carrier family 2 member 11b (gene slc2a11b). The transcript has 12 exons. Lineage: Eukaryota; Metazoa; Chordata; Actinopteri; Blenniiformes; Blenniidae. The record is from RefSeq and is a predicted model, not a curated record. Bases 1 to 1536 code for a protein of 511 amino acids. Gene Ontology annotation, molecular function: D-glucose transmembrane transporter activity. Gene Ontology annotation, biological process: dehydroascorbic acid transport. Gene Ontology annotation, cellular component: plasma membrane.